AUGGAUUUUCCUCCGCAGUGUCUAGCAGGGAUAAAGGAAUGUCAAGCUGAAAUCACGAACAAAGUACCCCUGAUUUUAGAAGGUGUGCAUACUGCGUUGACUGCGUGGUUGGCCAACUAUGCCAGUAUCGUAAAAGGGUUGGCUGAAUGCGAAAUCACGGAUGAUAUCGUGGUAGCGGAUGUGCGUUUGACGGCUGAAUCUUUACAUUCUUCGGUGCAAUUUUUGCUUAGUCGUCUGGGCUUUGAAGAUCCUUUGUCGGAAGUUGUGAAAGACGCGCGAGAAUUGGUAUUCAUGUACCAAGAGUUUCUGAGCGUGUAUAACAAGGUGAAGAAUAACCUAAAGUCGGAGAUUCAUCCGGAAGCUUUUGUUCGAGAUGACAGCAAGGGACGAGUCCCAGGGGCGCAGCCCCGACUGGAUAAUUUUGAGGAAGACGACGAGAACAACGAUUCUGGUUUAUAUAAAGCACCCCGUCAUUUUGCGACCCAACUGGGAGUGGACGAAGACAUAGAGUUGGAAAAGCAACAAAAGGAUCGAGAGCGUCUAAAACGAUCGGAGUUUGUUAAAGCGCUUACGGAGCAGUACACAAGCAUGCCACGCAUUAUUGAUGAUGGCACAGAUGACCUAGAUAACAGAACACGGAAGGCCUUGGCCAACUACCAAACGAAAGAGACAUAUGCUCUAGACAAUUAUAGCAUGCUCGACCGGAAAGAUCAGAAAGAAUAUAAUGAGCUUAAAAAGAAACAAUCCCUUGCCAGUAAAGGUAGCUAUCUUCAUGACGUUGUUAAUUUCGUCAACGACAAACCCCCAACCCACCCCGACCGGAAUAAGACUCGCGCUAAAAAAUCGAAAGGCAAAAGAUCCGUUAAGAAAUCACCCGGCAAGAAACAUAAACGCUCAUAA
This is a messenger RNA of Gregarina niphandrodes, 900 nucleotides long. RefSeq lists its product as hypothetical. The coding region runs from base 1 to 900 and encodes 299 amino acids. The record is from RefSeq and is a predicted model, not a curated record. The transcript is spliced from 2 exons. Lineage: Eukaryota; Apicomplexa; Conoidasida; Eugregarinorida; Gregarinidae.